Messenger RNA from Fundulus heteroclitus (mummichog), 2394 nucleotides. Its product is annotated as dipeptidyl peptidase 1. The record is from RefSeq and is a predicted model, not a curated record. NCBI's taxonomy places the organism in Eukaryota, Metazoa, Chordata, Actinopteri, Cyprinodontiformes, Fundulidae. Gene Ontology annotation, molecular function: cysteine-type endopeptidase activity. Gene Ontology annotation, cellular component: lysosome. The transcript has 8 exons. The coding region runs from base 171 to 1538 and encodes 455 amino acids.
GACGGAAGAAGUUUAACUUUGGGGGGGUGAAACUUUCAGUUUGCGCCACUUGCUGUCCGUCAACAGGGGCUAGCGUAGCAGGUGCCAGGCUGUCCAGCUGAUCCAGGUAGUCUUUAGACGUGGUGUGCCGGUGUUUGUGUGUGGAGCAGGUUAGCUAGCAGCGAGUGAAGAUGAGGUUCAGCGCUGUGUUCGUGUGUGUGUUCCUGCUCUGGGCUGAGGGGUCUUUGGGGGACACGCCAGCUAACUGCACCUACGAGGACCUCCUGGGGACAUGGGUGUUCCAGGUGUCCAAAGGAGGGCACGACAAGACCGUCAACUGCUCUGUUGAAGCCACAGGUGAGAGCACAGUGACUGUGACCCUGGAGAAGCUGUCCGUAGCCACAGAUGAGCUGGGGAACACGGGCUUCUUCACCCUCAUCUACAACCAGGGCUUCGAGGCGGUCCUCGGUGGCUACAAAUGGUUUGGCUUUUUCAAGUACACCCAGGAGGGCUCGAAGGUGACCAGCUACUGUGACCAAACCCUGCCAGGAUGGGUCCACGACGUCCUGGGACGAAACUGGGCCUGUUUUGUGGGCAAGAAGGUGAAGGCUGUGCCGCCCAGAUCAGAUUUCAAGCCCGUCUUCAGCAGCGGACUGCUGCCAAAGCCGUACAAACACAACCUGGACUUCAUCACUUUAAUCAACACAGUUCAGAGCUCCUGGAAGGCUGUGGCGUAUCCCGAGCACGAGAUGUACACCCUACGAGAGCUGCAUUACAGAGCGGGGGGCCCUGCCUCCCGUAUCCCCGUACGUGUCCGCCCUGCCCCCGUGGAAGCCGGUUUAGCCAAGAUGGCCGCAGCUCUGCCUGAGCACUGGGAUUGGAGAAACGUUAAUGGCGUCAACUUUGUUAGCCCUGUGAGGAAUCAAGCAUCCUGCGGUAGCUGCUAUUCCUUCGCCACCAUGGGAAUGCUGGAAGCUCGAGUUCGGAUCCUCACAAACAACAGCGAUGCCCCCGUCCUCAGUCCCCAGCAAGUGGUCUCCUGCUCUGAAUACUCCCAAGGCUGUGAUGGCGGCUUCCCUUACCUGAUUGGGAAGUAUGUGCAGGAUUUCGGCAUCGUGGAUGAGUCCUGCUUCCCGUACAUUGCGGCGGACUCUCCCUGUGGCGUUCCUCAGAACUGCGGCCGAAUGUACACAGCAGAGUACGGGUAUGUGGGCGGAUUCUACGGCGGCUGCAGCGAGACGGCCAUGAAGUUGGAACUGGUCAAGAACGGACCGAUGGCAGUCGCUCUGGAGGUCUACCCCGAUUUCUUGCACUACAAGGAGGGCAUCUACCACCACACAGGCUUCAGAGACUCCGUUAAUCCCUUCGAGCUGACCAACCAUGCCGUCCUGCUGGUGGGCUACGGCCGCUGCCACAAGACCGGACAGAAGUACUGGAUUGUCAAGAACAGCUGGGGCAGCGGGUGGGGCGAAGACGGCUACUUCCGAAUUCGCCGGGGAAGCGACGAGUGUGCCAUCGAGAGCAUCGCCGUCGCAGCCAAGCCCAUCCCUAAGCUGUAGAAGCUUUUUAAGUCAAGAUCAGUAGAAAUUAGUGCCUUGAUCACAAUUCUGAAUCAUUUAAAUUAAAUGUAUUCUGUUUUUAAUCUGGGUUGAAAAUACGGAGCUGUAAUUGGUCACAUGGAUGCCUGUGGUCUGGCUCCCUCUUUCGUGCGAGACAGGUUGACCUAACACAUGCAUAGAUGCAUGAAAAGCUACUGAUUGAAGUUUUUUUUUUUCUCAAACCAGACUUUGAUCAAAUCCUCUCAAUGUGUUCAGCGUUUCAAACAUAUUAAACCUAAAAAAAACAAGUAGCAUUAUUUAUCAGUUUUCAAAUUCUGAAAUGAAAGACUUGUAGCUAAGGACAAAAUGAAACCCGGUGCAGAAACACUCCCGAAUGAAAGGUUUUAAAACACAGCCAAAGAUUUUUUUUUUUUUUUAAAGUUGCUCCACACACUAUUAAUUUACAGCCUCUUCUAAAUUUUAAGAAGCUGGAUACAGUUGAUUUUCUUCUUGGUGUUGAAUGUAGUGUUUUUAUCCAGUAGUCCUGUAUGUUUGUUGAUUGUUAAUGCGGUUGGUUGUUAUCCUCCUCCUAAAUCCAUGCUGAAACUGUCUCCACAAACAGGAAAAAAUGGACGCUGUGACCGGUUUUAACCUCUAUUUUGAACAUUUUAAAAGGGAAAUUAUUUGUCUGAGUGUGAUUAUCCAGUGUCAGGUGCAGGACUUUGAUUUUUCUCCGUCUCAGGGAAGCGCUGCGGAGAAUUGACGCAUAUCUUUAGUCCCUGCUUCCAAUCGACAUCAUUGCCGCCCUGUUUCACUGUGGAUUGUUCCCUGUGGAGCAUUUAAAGGGAAUUGCUUUCAAUAAAGGGAUUCAACACAU